UUGUAGUGAUUACUUUUCCUUAGGUUUCCUUUAACCACUUUCUUCUCGAUAUAUUGUUAAAAUUCUGAAGAAAGGUAGAGGGAUUACGUCACUUGCUGCAUAUCCUUGCACUAAGGAGUAUUUAAAACGUAUUGGCUCAUUUAUUUAUUGGUGAGUAUUGAUUUAAAGUGGAUUAAAAGGGAAAAAAGAGUCAAGGUACCCGAUUUCUCUGAUAUAUUAUCCUAGCAUACGUGAAUAGCCGCAAAUACAUAUUUUAUAUUAUAGCAAAGUUAUUGGGGGUUCAAGAGGAUACAAAAUGUCUAAUUUCCCCAAAUUACCUCGUCUCAAGAUUGAUGAUGAGAACAUGGAGAAGCUGCAUGCGGCCGCCCGCAGAGGUGACGUCGGCGAGAUCCACCAUCUCAUUGAUGGUGGGAUCGAUCCCAACAUAGUCAACCGCUUUGGCUGCACUGCCCUUCACCUCGCCUGCAAAUUUGGGCAGAUCGAGGCGGCGAAGUACCUCGCGGAGGUGAGCGAGGUGCAGACCCCUUGGCAUGGGCAGAAGCCGCUACACCUCGCUGUGCUGUCGAACAAAAUUGAAUUAGUAUCCGCGCUGGUCGAAGGCGCACAGAAGCGUGGGUGGCCCUUGGAGAGCAUGCUCAACGAGUGCGAUGAUAUGGAGGUAACUCAGAUAGGGGAGCACUUCAAAAACACAAAGUCUCAGACCGCGUUGCAUUGGUGUGUAGGCUUGGGGAAGGAUUACCUGCCUAUGUUGGAGUUUCUCCUCAGCGUGGGGGCCUCGCCGACCACACGGGAUAAGGAGGGUGAAACCGCUCUAAUGCGGGCAAUGGAAUUCAACAACGACGAGGCGAUGCAGCUUAUGUUAACUCGUGUGCCGAAGAACUUGCUCAGACUCGAAGUCAUUGAUCAUAAAGGCCGCACACAUUUGCAUUGGGCAUGCUUUACUAAUCACGAGGAGUAUGGUCUUGAGUUCGUUGAGCGAGGCCACGAUGUCAAUGUGGAGGACGAGCAGCACGUUGUGCCGCUGUAUCUUGCAAUGCGUGCUGCGAUGGUGCGCCUCACGGCAAUUCUUAUCCAGAAGGGUGAUCCCUUCUGGAUACAAAAUGCACCUUUUCAUAAUGGUUGCACCGUCAUGCAGGAGCGGAUUGAGUGGUUUCCAUUUGUGAAAGUCGAGGAUGAGAGCGAUGUGAAGCAAAAUCUAGCUCUUGAUGCAAAGAAGGCGGAGGUGGUAGGCCUAAUGCAGGAACGCCUUGACACGCUUCUUGAGAGUCUAGAGUCGCAAUCAAACGCAGCUGCAAAACGUAAGAAGAAGGGCAAACCUCAAAUCAAGAAAAUGCACUUGGCUCCCUCUGCUCCUUAUCGCUCGCGUACUCGUAGUCGCGGAAUCCCAUCUGCAAGAAAGUCUGUCAGUUGA
This is a messenger RNA of Phytomonas sp. EM1, 1411 nucleotides long. NCBI's taxonomy places the organism in Eukaryota, Euglenozoa, Kinetoplastea, Trypanosomatida, Trypanosomatidae. The record is from the annotation of a GenBank genome assembly.